Messenger RNA from Thyridium curvatum, 1731 nucleotides. RefSeq lists its product as uncharacterized. Lineage: Eukaryota; Fungi; Ascomycota; Sordariomycetes; Thyridiales; Thyridiaceae. Gene Ontology annotation, biological process: glycolipid translocation; dolichol-linked oligosaccharide biosynthetic process. The record is from RefSeq and is a predicted model, not a curated record. The coding region runs from base 1 to 1731 and encodes 576 amino acids. Gene Ontology annotation, cellular component: endoplasmic reticulum membrane. The transcript has 2 exons.
AUGGCGCAAGAGGACAAGCCCGUAUCGGGACCUUCGCCUCGGCCAUCGAAAGGUGGCGGCGGCGUGGUCCGGGGCGCGUCGCUCCUCAUCCUCCUGCAAGUCGGCUCCCGCGCCCUGACAUUUGUCGCCAACCAGGUGCUUCUCCGAUUCUUGACGGCGCAGCUACUCGGUAUUUCGACACAGCUCGAGGUGUACUACUUAUCAGUGCUGUUCUUCGCACGAGAGAGCCUACGUGUUGCCAUUCAGCGACAGGCCGGCAGCGGCGACGGUGGCGAUGGCAAGAAGACAGACAACCAAGCUGCGACCAGGGCGCGGACAACCCAGGCUCUCGUCAACCUCGCCUACCUCGCCAUCUUGAUGGGGAUAGCAGCCGCCUUCAUCCUGGGCCGGCUGUACAUCUCCUCCGUGCCGGCAUCUACGGUCGCCAGCACCCCGUACCUCUCGCUGUCUCUCAGGCUGUACGGCAUCGCCGCCGUCCUGGAGCUGCUCUCGGAGCCCGUCUUCGUCAUCAUGCAGUCGCGCCUCGAUUUCGGAGCCCGCGCGUCCGCCGAGGGCAUCGCGACGUUCCUCCGGUGCUUCGCGACGCUCGGCCCCGCCGUCUGGGCGUCUCGCGCCGCCGCCGCCGGAACGGCUGGCAACCUCGGCACUCUGCCCUUCGCGCUGGGCCAGCUCGCGUACGGCACUGGGCUGCUCGCCGUCUACCUCGCGAGCGGCACGCGCCUGGCCCGGGCCGAAGGUUUCUCGCUGCUUCCCGGGCGCCUGCGCGGCGCCGACUACGUGGCCUCCUACUUCUACCAGCCCACCCUCAAGCUCGCGGGCAGCAUGAUCGCCCAGUCUUUCGUCAAGCACAUCCUCACGCAGGGCGACACCUUUCUCGUCAGCGUGCUGUCGAGCCCGACGGCGCAGGGCGUUUAUGCACUGGCCAACAACUACGGCGGCCUCGUGGCGAGACUGGUGCUCCAGCCCGUCGAGGAGAGCAGCCGGAACUACUUUAGUCGCCUCCUCUCGUCCGUGAACUCCAACGAUGAGGUCAAGGACGCCGAGGCAAAGGCUUCACUGAAGCAAGCGGCUUCAGACCUGACCACCCUCCUCCGGCUGUACAUCACGCUCUCCCUCCCAGUCGCCGCCAUAGGUUUCACCGCCGCCCAUCCACUGAUAGCCCUCGUCGCUGGCCCGCAGUGGUCAGCAUCCGGCGCUGGUGCCACGCUUUCCGUCUUCACACUCUACGUCCCUCUGCUCGCUCUCAAUGGAGUCCUCGAGGCCUUUGUCGCCUCCGUCGCGUCCGAGACGCAGGUGCAUGCACAGUCCGCCUGGAUGGGGGGGUUCUCCCUCGUAUUUGCCGGUGCCGGAUUUCUCUUUCUGCGAGUCCUUGACAUGGGUGCGAGAGGGUUGGUGUUGGCGAAUGGCGUCAACAUGGCAUGCAGGAUCAUCUGGUGCGCGGUUUUUGUCAGGAGCUACUUCAGGCAAAAGGGUGGCAUCGACUUCAGGAUCGACGAUGCCAGUCCUACGGCGGCUUCUUGGGCAGUGAUGGCCGCCGCGGCCGGAGUCGUGAGCAGGGCAAGCUCUUUCCGUGUGGGCAGCUCGAAGGAUGCACUGGUAGAAUUGGUCAAGCUCGGGCUGAUUGCAGUCCCGUUCGUCGCGGCAUUAGCCAUUGCCGAACGCAACUUUAUCCGCAACUGCUAUGAGACGGUCCGCGGCCGACGCCAAGGCGCCUCUACUGCCGCAUCAUGA